Myotis myotis is the source of this 3393-nucleotide messenger RNA. It is a transcript of the gene CDH24, whose product is annotated as cadherin 24. Lineage: Eukaryota; Metazoa; Chordata; Mammalia; Chiroptera; Vespertilionidae. Gene Ontology annotation, biological process: cell-cell junction assembly; adherens junction organization; cell morphogenesis. The transcript is spliced from 14 exons. The record is from RefSeq and is a predicted model, not a curated record. Bases 241 to 2679 code for a protein of 812 amino acids. Gene Ontology annotation, cellular component: adherens junction; plasma membrane; catenin complex. Gene Ontology annotation, molecular function: cadherin binding; calcium ion binding.
CUUGUUCUCGCCGGGGCCGCUCAGACCUGCAGCGGAGCCGCGGCGCCCGCUCGGAUCGGCUCCGGCUGCGCCCCGGGGACCCGGCGACGAGGGCGGGCGGGGGUGCUCCCGCCGGACGGGGCCCGUCAGUGCUGCCAGGUGUGGAUCCAUGGGAUAGCCCCAGCAUGUGCCCCUCUGCCCCAGUCAGCUCAUGCCUCAGCACCUGGGGACAGUGAACAGAGCCCUGGCUAGAGCCCAAACAUGUGGGGCCUGGUGAGGCUCCUGCUGGCCUGGCUGGGUGGUUGGGGCUGCAUGGGGCGCCUGGCAGCCCCAGCCCGGGCCUGGGAAGGGGCCCGGAGGGGCCCAGGACCAGCACUGCUGCGGACCCGAAGGAGCUGGGUGUGGAACCAGUUCUUUGUCAUCGAGGAAUAUGCCGGUCCAGAGCCCGUCCUCAUUGGCAAGCUGCACUCGGAUGUGGAUCGGGGUGAGGGCCGCACCAAGUACCUGCUGACCGGGGAGGGGGCAGGCACCGUGUUUGUGAUUGACGAGGCCACAGGCAAUAUCCAUGUCACCAAGAGCCUGGACCGGGAGGAGAAGGCACAGUACGUGCUACUGGCCCAAGCCGUGGACCGAGCCUCCAACCGUCCCCUGGAGCCCCCAUCAGAGUUCAUCAUCAAGGUGCAGGACAUCAACGACAAUCCCCCCAUCUUUCCCCUCGGGCCCUACCACGCCACAGUUCCUGAGAUGUCCAACGUCGGGACAUCAGUCAUCCAGGUGACUGCUCACGACGCCGAUGACCCCAGCUAUGGGAACAGCGCCAAGCUGGUGUACACUGUGCUGGAUGGACUGCCUUUCUUCUCCGUGGACCCCCAGACUGGAGUCGUGCGUACCGCCAUCCCCAACAUGGACCGAGAGACACAGGAGGAGUUCUUGGUGGUGAUUCAGGCCAAGGACAUGGGCGGCCACAUGGGGGGGCUGUCGGGCAGUACUACGGUGACGGUCACCCUCAGCGAUGUCAACGACAAUCCCCCCAAGUUCCCUCAGAGCCUGUACCAGUUCUCGGUGGUGGAGACAGCUGGGCCAGGCACCCUGGUGGGCCGGCUUCGGGCCCAGGACCCAGACCUGGGGGACAACGCCCUCAUGGCAUACAGCAUCCUAGAUGGGGAGGGGUCCGAGGCCUUCAGCAUCAGCACAGACGCCCAAGGUCGAGAUGGGCUCCUCACUGUCCGAAAGUCCCUAGACUUUGAGACCCGUCACUCCUACUCCUUCCGUGUGGAGGCCACCAACACGCUCAUUGACCCAGCCUACCUGCGGCGAGGGCCCUUCAAGGAUGUGGCCUCAGUGCGCAUAGCGGUGCAGGAUGCCCCAGAGCCGCCCGCCUUCACCCAGGCAGCCUACCACCUGGUGGUGCCCGAGAACAAGGCUCCUGGGACCCUGGUGGGCCAGGUCUCAGCCACUGACCUGGACUCCCCCGCCAGCCUGAUCAGAUACUCCAUCCUCCCCCACUCGGAUGUGGAGCGCUGCUUCUCCAUCGAGCCUGAGGACGGCACCAUCCGCACAGCUGUGCCCCUGGACCGCGAGGCUCGAGCCUGGCACAACCUCACGGUGCUGGCCACAGAGCUUGGUGAGGAGUCCUGGGCCCCCGGAGGCCCUGGAGAAGGCAGCAGCCUCCUGGCAGAGGGACUGUCCCCGAGCGGAAGCCCUGAAGGGAACCCUCAAGACAGCUCCGCACAGGCCUCCCGUGUGCAAGUGGCCAUCCAGACCUUGGAUGAGAAUGACAAUGCUCCCCAGCUGGCUGAGCCCUACGACACCUUCGUGUGUGACUCUGCAGCCCCUGGCCAGCUGAUUCAGGUCAUCCGGGCUUUGGACAGAGACGAAGCUGGCAACAGUAGCCGUGUCUCCCUUCAAGGUCCUCUGGGCCCUGAUGCCAACUUCACUGUCCGGGACAACCAAGAUGGCUCUGCCAGCCUACUGCUGCCCUCUCGUCCUGCCCCGCCCCGCCAGGCCCCCUACCUGGUUCCCAUAGAACUGUGGGACUGGGGGACCCCAGCCCUGAGCAGCACUGCUACAGUGACCGUCAGCAUGUGCCGCUGCCGGCCUGACGGCUCCGUGGCAUCCUGCCGGCCCGAGGCUCAGCUCUCACCCGCUGGGCUCAGCACCGGGGCCCUGCUCGCCAUUGUCACCUGUGUGGGCACCCUGCUUGCCCUGGUGGUGCUCUUCGCGGCCCUACGGCGCCAAAAGCAGGAAGCACUGAUGGUGCUGGAGGAGGAGGACGUCAGGGAAAACAUCAUCACCUACGACGAUGAGGGCGGCGGGGAGGAGGACACGGAGGCCUUUGACAUCAGCGCCCUGCAGAACCCCGACGGGGCCCUGCCGGCCCCCGGGCCUCCCGCGCGCCGGGACGUGCUCCCCCGGGCUCGGGCGCCGCGCCAGCCCCGGGCCCCGGGCCCCGGCCCCGCCGACGUGGCGCAGCUCCUGGCGCUGCGGCUCCGCGAGGCCGACGAGGACCCCAGCGUGCCGCCCUACGACUCGGUGCAGGUGUACGGCUACGAGGGCCGCGGAUCGUCCUGUGGCUCCCUCAGCUCCCUUGGCUCCGAGGCCGGCGGCGCGCCUGGCCCGGCGGAGCCGCUGGAUGACUGGGGGCCGCUCUUCCGCACCCUGGCCGAGCUGUACGGGGCCAAGGAGCCCCCGGCGCCCUGAGUCGGGCUGCCCUGCCGGCCAUGGUGGGGGAGCCCGCACCGGCCCUCUGAGUGAACCCCGGUGUCCAAGCAGGUGGCAGCAGCCCAGGGGCCCCAAGCCUUUUCCCCAUCCCUGUGUCCCUGAUCCCCCAGGCACCCCGCUCCUCCCUCCCUCCUCCUGAGUCUUCUGUGUCUCUCUCCAGGGACCUCUGUCCCUGGAACUCUGUCUGGGCCUGGGUUGUGUGGCUCCGACUGAAUCUCUGUUCUGUCACUGUGAUUCCACCUUCUCCGUGGCUGUUUUUGUCUCUGGAUUCUAAACCUCAUGCUCUCUGUCUCCCUUGCCCCCACACACAUGCUUGUGUCUGUCUCCUGCCCACAUCUGCCCCAUUUCUCUCUGGGUCCCUGUGACUGGAUUUCUGUUUUUUGCCGUUGUCCAACCCAAAAGCAAGAGAAACUUCCAGCCACUGCUGCCCAUCUUCCUGCAGGGGAUGUUCGGCCCCAGACCUUCCCGCAUGGUUCCAUCCAUCACUCAUGGCCCAUCCUGGCUCUCCUGGCCUCCAGCAGAGAAAGGGAGCCAGCCCACCCCCAGGGGAGAGCUCCAGCACCACCCCACACAUACACACACACUUGGCUGCCUCCCUGGAGCUCUGCCAGGCUCUUGGCAUCCCAGCUCUGGGCAUUGUCUUGUGUGCUUCCCAGGCCCCAGCGGGAGGGGAGGGGAAGGAAAGGGGGAGGC